UUGCAGGCUGCGCGCAACGGAGAGGAGCAGAACACGGAGGCCUUUUUGAAAGGAGGUCAGCUCUACGUGCGGACCACCAGGGACGUCCACCAGGAGGAGGAACUACUGGUGUGGUACGACCGGGAGCUAUGUCACCUUCUGGGCUUCACAGAAACCUGCAGAGGCUCGGGUGAAGAGUUCAAAUGUAUCAGGUGCGAGCAGGUAUUCAAGAAUGAAUAUCCCUUCCUGGCUCAUUGCCGUUUCUUUUGCCCGCAAAUCUCAAGCGACACGUGGAGUCGUGAUGUUCACGAUCACAAGCACGUGGAAGUCAAGAGGCAGCGGCGUGUAACAGACUUCCAUAAUAUUGCCAGAGAUUUGGAACACAAGAAAAGCGACGCCGAUGAUGAUGUUCCCUACGGGAAUAAACGGAAAUACCAGGAAACUGUUUACUUCAAAGGGAGGAAAACAGUCUUGUUGGAAAAAAAUAAUAUUUCAAAUGAUGAUAACAUUACCCAACUGGACAAGAUCCAGGAUGAGGCUGGAGGAGAUGCAUCUGACUCACCAUUGAAGAUAAAAGCUGACACGACCAAAGUAGAUCAUUUGGGAUGUAAAAAUUCAACUUUUGGAGAGGAGACGGAAGCCAAAUUGAUGAUUACGCAUGACAGGUUGAUGGACUCGGAGUCGAAUACAGGAGAGAGCUCCGGUUUACACUCCAGCACUGGUAGCGCUUUUUCUUUAGUCCACUCCGGUCAUCGAGAACAGAGAAGCGCUUUUUGUAAACCCAGUAAAAGGAUCUCUGCGGGCGAACUGCAUAAAGGUAGCCCAACAAUGGUACCUUCAGCCAGCCCGGAGGAGAUGAAAGAGACCUUCCCGCCCAGGACUGUUUCAGGAUACACUAACCUGAUGGCUCCUAGCAUCCUUAGCAGUGAUGUCCACACGUUGCUUUCCCCCAUCACGCUAAACGCCCCCUUCCAUUACGCAUCAGACCACUGGUCAAGAACUGCUCAGGUCCAGUCCAACUCAGCUCUGACAGUCCUCCCACCCACCUUCACGUCCUUUGGUGUGUCAGUGCAAAACUGGUGCGCCAAGUGCAACCUGUCUUUCCGCAUGACGUCUGACCUCGUCUUCCACAUGCGCUCCCACCACAAGAAGGAGUUUGCCGCUGAGUCCCAAGUGAGGAGGAGGCGGGAGGAGAAGCUCACCUGCCCUAUCUGUCACGAGUACUUCAGAGAACGACACCACCUGUCCAGACACAUGACGUCACACAACUGAGACUUCACCUGCCAGAAGAAUGAUGUAUUUAUUCUUUAAUUGAGGUUUCGCUAUUUAAUAGGUUUAGAAUCCAGGAUUCACAAUGAGACUUCGAUGUUAAACAGUGAAUGUAGAUAGCUGUAAUAAAAUAGCAUAUGGCCAAUACAGCCUUGUCCGCUAGGGGGCGGCAGAGGUACAUGGACGCUGACCUCCAGGGUGCUUGUCUGUCCUUCAGGCCUGUGUGUUUGUAGUUUGAUGAUGAUUUGGUGCCUUAAGGAGCUCAGGAUGGAAAAUAGAUGGGAGGUGUGGAGGACAGCUCACGAUUGUCACGCAUAUCUCGAAACGGUCCUUAUUAUUUAUCCUUCUGCUUUUUACAUGCAAAUGUAUGUGUUUGCACCUUUACAAAUCUAAACUUGUCCACAUGAAAAAAUGUGUUGAGUGUUUUUUUUUCUCGAAAUCUUUGAACAAUAAAUAAUUUAU
Messenger RNA from Hippocampus comes (tiger tail seahorse), 1710 nucleotides. It is a transcript of the gene znf488, whose product is annotated as zinc finger protein 488. NCBI's taxonomy places the organism in Eukaryota, Metazoa, Chordata, Actinopteri, Syngnathiformes, Syngnathidae. The annotation marks the transcript as partial. Gene Ontology annotation, molecular function: protein binding. Gene Ontology annotation, biological process: regulation of DNA-templated transcription; oligodendrocyte development. Gene Ontology annotation, cellular component: nucleus. The record is from RefSeq and is a predicted model, not a curated record. The transcript is spliced from 2 exons.